GUAACGGAAGCUUCGUCACUCACCUUGGAACCGUCACUUGAUCAGAUUUUGGAAAGGUUUUGGCUUAUCGAACACAAUCCACAUCAAACACCACCAAGUCUAACUGCUGAUGAAAUUGAGUGCGAAAAAUUCUUCGCAGAGACGACAAAGAGAUGCCCCAACACCAAUAAGUUCAUCGUUCGUUUGCCUUUUAAGGAAUCACCACAGUCAUUGGGCAGCUCGUAUGAUAUAGCACAAAAACGACUAGUGUCCAUCGAAAUCAAACUUCGUCGCAACAAAUGUCUCGAGCGAGACUACUAUUCCUUCAUGAAAGAAUACAUCGAGCUUCAUCACAUGAUUCGCAUACCUCACCCUGGUAGCUUCGUAAACUACAUACCACACCAUGCAGUCGUGAAGUUGGAUAGCAGCACCACCAAACUUCGCGUCGUGUUCGAUACGUCGUGUCGUACAUCUAACGGCAAAUCACUCAACGACAUUCUUCGAGUUGGACCUACAGUGCAAGAUGAUUUGUUUUCAAUUCUCCUUAGAUUCAGAUGGCAUGUCUUUGUGCUGAUGGCUGACGUCGCAAAGAUGUAUAGACAAAUCAUCGUGGACAAGCAAGAUGCACAAUGGCAAUGCAUUUUGUGGCGCGAUGAGAUAACUGACCGCAUAAUCACAUACCAGUUACAAACAGUGACCUACGGUACGGCAUGUGCGCCGUACUUGGCCACAAAGUGUUUGCAGCAGCUGGCAUGCGAACACAUGUCAUCUCAUCCAAUCGGCGCUUACGCCGUCCAUAACGACUUUUAUGUAGACAACCUGAUGACGGGUGCCUCCACUAUUGAAGAAGUUGUCGAAAUUAAGAAGCAAGUCAUCGAGGUGCUGAACAAUGGGGGAUUUCCAUUGAGGAAGUUCUCAUCAAAUGAUACACNGCUGAACAAUGGGGGAUUUCCAUUGAGGAAGUUCUCAUCAAACGAUACACGCAUAAUCGCAGACGUACCAGAAGCAGAUCGUGAAGACGUCAUACAGCUUGAUGACAUUGACUACAUAAAGGCACUGGGCCUUAUGUGGUCCCCAUCGCAAGAUAGUUUUUUGUUUCGCUACACACCACCACCACCAUCAUCGAAA
Messenger RNA from Rhagoletis zephyria (snowberry fruit fly), 1107 nucleotides. RefSeq lists its product as uncharacterized. The record is from RefSeq and is a predicted model, not a curated record. NCBI's taxonomy places the organism in Eukaryota, Metazoa, Arthropoda, Insecta, Diptera, Tephritidae.